AAUCCCCCAACAGCCCAAAAAACGUACACCGAUUAACGACCAGUAACACUUGUCAUGAGGGGGAUAUUCAAGCUUCCCGCCACCGCCGCCAAAACCUCUCUCUACCUUCUCACCGCCGCCGGCGCCGGCGCCCUCGCCGCCCAAACCAUUUACCCCACUCCCGUCCCCGAGGAAAUCAGGGCUGGAAUUAGCGGGAUCGUCCGAUCCUCCCGUGCCGUCUGGACCAUCGCUUCGACGGUUGUGGAUUACAAGUAUUCGUUGCAUGGAUUAUCGGAGGAUUCGGAUGACUAUAGACGUGUAUUAUCUGAGGUUCAUUUAUGCUCAGCCAAGAGAAUUCUAAAAUUAUGUGAAGCCAAUAAAGGCUUCUAUGUGAAAGCUGGUCAGUUUGUUGCAGCCCUGCGGCAGGUCCCAAAAGAAUACUCAUCCACUCUUUCAUCCUUACAGGAUCAGGCAGUUCCUUGUCAUUUCAAAGCUAUUAAAGAAGUACUAACCAGCAGUUUGGGACCAGAUUUAUCAGAGAUAUUUCUAUCAUUUGAUGAACAUCCCGUUGCUGCGGCUUCUAUUGCUCAAGUGCACCGUGCUGUACUGAAAGAUCAUCAAGAAGUAGCAGUUAAGGUGCAAUAUCCUGGGUUAGAGCACCAGUUCAAAAUAGACAUUGCUGCCAUGUCCUUUCUAUCCAAAUUCGUUGCAUUGUUUUUCCUUGAGUACAGGUUUGGAUGGCUGGUCUCAGAAUUCGCAGAGUCUGUUGCUUUAGAACUAGACUUCAUUCACGAAGCAAGAAAUGCAGAGAGAACAGCAAGAAACUUCAAAAACAAUACUGUGGUUAGGGUACCUCAUAUUUUUUGGGAUUUCACGACUAGACGGGUUUUGACAAUGGAAUUUUGCCAGGGAUGCAAGGUUGACGACUUGGAAUUCAUGAUUGAGAUGGGGAUAGAACCCAUAAAGGUUGCAAAAGCAUUAGUAGAAGUGUUUGCUGAAAUGAUUUUUGUCCAUGGCUUCGUGCAUGGGGAUCCACAUCCUGGUAAUAUUUUGGUUUCUCCCGAAGGGCCCAACAGCUUUUGUUUAGUUCUUCUGGAUCAUGGUAUCUAUAAAGAGUUGGAUGAAGGAUUUAGAUGGGACUAUUGCCAACUUUGGAAGGCUUUGAUUCUGCUAGAUGCAAAUAAAAUACUACAGCUAGGUGAACGCUUUGGUGUUGGGAAGUACUCUAGGUACUUUCCCCUCAUAUUCACAGGAAGAACGAUUGACAGUAAAUCGGUUCUUGGAAGAGGAAUGUCAGCUGAAGAGAGAAAGAACAUAAAGCAGGAGUUGCAGUCUUUGAAGAUGGAGGAUCUGUCUUCAUUCAUGGAAUCUCUGCCCUCAGACUUCCUAACGAUUUUGCGUACUGAUGGGCUACUAAGGUCCUUACUUAGCAAGUUAGGUGCUCCACACCGGGUCCGGCUGCUGGCUUAUGCUAAAUAUGCAAUACAAGGGCUUUCUCCAAAAUUGAAUCCUGAAUCUGGGAUAUAUGUGAUGCAAAACUGCAACCUACAGGGAGAUCUUUUAAUGAACACACAAAUGAACAAGUCUACUCUGAGUCAGAGAUAGAAUUCUUCAUUCUGGGCAUUUAUUCUUCAACAACCUCAAGCAAUUGCCCAGAUUUAUGGACUACUUGUCUCACUUUUGAGACUCAAGAAGGCAGCCUUCAAUCCUUGUCCUCCAAGGAUUGUAAAUUGUGCAAUGUUAGUCCUUUAAGAACCUGUUAGUUUGGCGGGACUAAUGAUGGGAUAUAAAUCUCAUUGGAUAAAUAGUGAUUGUAUUAAAAAUACCACACCAUGGUAUUGUAUGUACCGCACUUUAUGAAUUAUACGUCUAAUGCAUGUUUAAUCCAGUCAUAAAUAGUUUAACCAAUCACCAGAUAUUCGGUUACCAUGGAUUCAAUCU
Molecule: messenger RNA, 1920 nt
Organism: Rhododendron vialii
Lineage: Eukaryota; Viridiplantae; Streptophyta; Magnoliopsida; Ericales; Ericaceae
Exons: 15
Coding region: 55-1584 (509 amino acids)
Source: RefSeq, a predicted model, not a curated record